UCGAAAAGGGGGAUUUUCUUUCUUUCUUUCUUUUUAAAUCUUUCGUUUCUUCUGAAAUGGCUUCGAGUUUUGAUCGGUGGGAAAAAGACCCUUUCUUCUCUGUUGCUGAAGAAGUACAGCGAUCUGCUGACAGAUGUUUCUUCUCAGUGGAAUUUUGAGGAGCUUGGUAGGGAUCUACGUACUACUAUUAGCACUACCAAAUGGCAGGAAUCAGCUUGUAAAGAGGUUAGGUCAUCGAUGCAUUUGGAUGAAGGUGAACCUAACGAGCUCGCUUUGUUUUUGUUUGCACCCAGAGACAUGACACUUCCUUCUAAGAAUCAUGGUAGGGGUAAUGAAGUUCGACGAGGGAUGAAUAGAGAAUCAGCAACAGAUUUGUUGAAGAAUGCCGCUCUGUCUAUUGAGUUGAGAUCAUCUGAGCCUAACAGUGAGAAGUCAGUCGGGCAUAGGAGGGCUGCUGGUGCUGCUAACAUUGGUGCUUGGAAGAUUGCAAUUGGUGAUGAUGUUGUACAGAAAAACACUUCCAAUAGUCGGCCUUCUAUUCCACCACGAAGGGCACCGAGUUCUGGUUCCCUAAGUUCCAUGGAAUCUGCAGCCAUGGGGAAGUGGUCAAAGAAUAGCUUCAGGAAGUCAAAGGCAACGACUGUCAUCAAGAGUCUAAAGCAGAUUUCUUGAGACCUCCCGAGUUGCCUAGGGUGAAAUUCUACCACUUUAUUAAAUGAGUUAUAGUUUUCGAUAUUUACUUUUCGUUACCAUAUUCUAUGCCAUUCCAUUAGUGUUUAUAAGUUCCUGUUUUAUCUUUUCGUUCUGCAGGGGGCAUGAUAAAUGCUAUGAAAGAAUAGUGGUGGUGUGGAUUGUGAUGAUAAGCAACUUAAUAGCUAGUAUGGGUCUUUCCAAAAACAGCUUCGAAGGUCUCAGUAUCAAACGAAAACUAACCGUUUUAUCGACAUAGCAGUUUGGGCUUUAAUGUUCAUUUGCGUGAUUGUUUUGAUCGCAUUGCAUAACAUAUGAAUAGGAGACACUUGGACCGGCGAUUUAGAAUCAGUGGCAGAUUAUUUGGCCGAAAGUGGUUGAGGAGUAUAUGAUGAGCAUAUUAUGCUUUCACUGGAUGAUAUGCCCGGUUACGUCUUGGGCGAAGAUGUCUUGGGUGAAGGUAGCAUGAUGAAAAGCAAGAACACCUUCUGUUCCUUCUCUUAACUACUUCUUGCCUCUCCCUUCCGACAUCAAUUUUUUUCUGAUGAAGGGCAGGUCCCGUAGUUUAGCUAGGAUCUGAGGGAUUAUGGAGUUGAACCGAGGCUGUUGGGUCAUUUUCUUUUUUCCUUUCUGAAUAGUAACAUUGUAUUAACAGCUUGUAUCAUUUGAAUCAUCCCUUUGCCACCUUUUU
Molecule: messenger RNA, 1381 nt
Organism: Hibiscus syriacus
Lineage: Eukaryota; Viridiplantae; Streptophyta; Magnoliopsida; Malvales; Malvaceae
Exons: 4
Coding region: 238-672 (144 amino acids)
Source: RefSeq, a predicted model, not a curated record